UAUAAGAAACGGAACACGUUGCAAACCAUGGUGGCUAGGUGAAACUGGUGCCCUAUUGGAAGAGUUACUUGAAAGAAAAAGGUCAAAACGCACGUUUUCUGUAAAAACUAGUGCGUCGAAUAGUCCAAAUCAAGUCAAACCACAAUUUAAGCAUAGGAUAUUCGAAGAAAUGAAGUUGUUCUUCGUUGUUUCGCUGUUAUUAGGAAUUGGCCUAAGCCAUGAACACAAACAUGGCAGUAUGGAAAAUGAUCAUUUUCACGAGGACGAACAUCUUGAAGAUCAUAGACACUGGUAUACAAAAGAAGCUAAUGAAAAGUUGCAAGAGAAACUGAAGGAAGCGAAAGAUAAAGGUCCAAGUAAGAACACAGAAGAUGGACAUGAACAUGAGGGGCAUGGGCACAGUCACCAUGGACACGGGCACAGUCACCAUGGGCAUGGACAUAGCCACGAGGGACAUGGAAACAGUCAUGAGGGACAUGAACACAACCAUAACCAUGAGGGACAUGGACAUAGCCAUGAGGGACAUGGACAAAGCCAGGAGGGACAUGGACAUAGUCACAACGGGCAUGGAAACAGUCAUCAAGGACAUGGUCAUAUCCAUGAGGGACAUGGACACAGUCAUGAUGGACGUGGACACAGUCAAAAUGGUGCCAAAGAGAAGGUCCAGCUACAGCCAAUGCGAUAUGUUUGGCUUGAAUCAAUCAUCUCAACUUGUUUGAUAAGUGCUGCUCCAUUUUUCAUCCUUUUCUUUGUCCCCCUAGAGAGUAAUUCAGAGGAGCAAAGGCCUCUGCUAAAAGUUUUGCUCAGUUUCGCAUCAGGUGGUUUGCUUGGAGAUGCAUUUCUGCAUCUAAUUCCUCAUGCAAUUUCACCACAUUCACAUGGUGUUGACGAACAUCACUCACAUUCUCAUAGCCACAGCCAUAGCCAUGGCCAUGAUGGCGUGAAUGCAGAGCAUUCACAUGAUCAUUCUGCUGAUAUGAUUGUAGGUUUAUGGGUAUUAGCAGGCAUGAUUGCCUUCUUAGUCGUUGAAAAGUUUGUGAGACAUGUUAAGGGUGGGCACUCACAUAGCCAUGGCCAUUCUCAUGGCAAUCCUAACAAAGAAAAAGAUACUGCUGAAGUUGUCAAGCAAGGCAAAAAUGGAGAAAACAGUGAAGUGAGAGAAAGAAAACUUGACUCUAAAAAAGACUCAAAGAAAGAAAAAACAGAUGAUAAAGACAAGCAUUCUGAGGCUCCAGAGGAAGGGAUCAAGGUAGCAGGAUACCUGAACCUUGCUGCAGAUUUCACACAUAAUUUUACAGACGGUUUAGCUAUUGGUGCCUCAUACCUAGUCAGUAGAAAUGUUGGUCUAGUGACAACAAUUACAAUUUUACUUCAUGAAGUGCCACAUGAGAUUGGGGAUUUUGCCAUCUUAGUGCAGUCUGGUUGCUCUAAACGAAAGGCAAUGUGGUUACAGCUAACCACAGCUACUGGGGCUCUUGCAGGCACUCUCUGUGGUCUUUUGGCAGAGAAUAUUGGAAAUGCUGCAUCAUCUGGAAUAUUGCCUUUCACUGCUGGUGGUUUUAUUUACAUUGCAACAGUUUCAGUGAUUCCAGAAUUGCUAGAAGAUGCAAAUCCUAAACAGUCUUUUAAGGAAAUUGUAGCUCUUUUAGUAGGCGUUUUGCUUAUGGUUUUUAUUGCUCUAUUUGAGUAGCAUUCAUGUAGCAGAAAGGUUAGUGUCACAUUGACAGAUAUAAAGCUGUCAGCAUUAGCAUAAUUUUGAAUUUGUUUCUAGAACAUUUUCCAAUAUUACAAUUACACCCAUAUUAUAUUUAAACCUUAUUUCUAUUACAGCACUUAAAAAUUUGAACAGGCUAUGAAAUAAUCAACUAGUGAAUUGGGAUGCUUCACAUAAUGAUUUCUUGGAGCUAUUAUGAAGAAAAUUAUUUUUUUAUCUCCCCCUCCCCAUCUAAUUGAAACAACUACUUUUGGAACCUUGCCUUUAACUUAACAAGGCACAGAUGACAUGAUUAUAUUUCUAACUAGCCAAGGCUACACCUUCAUAAAUACUAUAAGAAUAUAUUUAUGAUAUUUUUAAUAUCCCUCUACAAACUCCUAUUUUAUUAAACAACCAGUAAUUUCAACACUGCCUUGCUUAUUUGGUUUGAGUAAGGGUACUUUUAUUCAUAUGCAUCAGGAUUUGGUAAACUCCCAGUGCCUAAUAAGAUUAAACCUUUGAAGGUCUUUGCGAGAUAAAAAGAAACAAGCAAAAUGUGGUUCCAUGGAAAUUUGAUUGACAAGUUCUUCUUCAUUGAUAUUCUGUACAGCUACCAUGCUGUGUGAAGAUUAAGUAUAAUAGCAAUCUAAUUGCAAUAAAAAUAACAUCUUAGAAUAUUCUCAUGUAAGGAGAACUAACAUUUUGAAAUUUUGGAUACUCUUUAGCUAUCUCAGGAUAUAUUCAGUCUAUUUUAUUUUUAAUUUUGGGAAAUGCCUGUAUGUAGUUAUUGCAAAAAGGAAUUAAAAAGGAUGCAAUAUAAAAAACACAUUAGCAAUUAGACAGUUGUUAUUUUUCUAAUGUUAACAUACUGAUCAAAUGCCGUUUUAUUUUAUUUAUUUUUCUCUUUACCACAGUCACAUUGUUUGGAA
Rhopilema esculentum is the source of this 2622-nucleotide messenger RNA. RefSeq names its product zinc transporter Slc39a7. Gene Ontology annotation, molecular function: zinc ion transmembrane transporter activity. Gene Ontology annotation, biological process: intracellular zinc ion homeostasis; zinc ion transmembrane transport. The record is from RefSeq and is a predicted model, not a curated record. Gene Ontology annotation, cellular component: membrane. NCBI's taxonomy places the organism in Eukaryota, Metazoa, Cnidaria, Scyphozoa, Rhizostomeae, Rhizostomatidae.